GGUACCGGUCUUAAGGAUGUGCUUCCGGAGGCGUGAGGAAACUUUAUGGGCGUGUGACAUGAACCGGGAGGAACUUGAUUUCCAGGUAACAGACACGCAGGAGCUAGUUCAGGCUGUGGAGACGUUAAUGCAGUACCACUUUCCUACUACCGAAGGUCCUUUGUGGUGUGGACGUCUCCUUCCUGCCAGUGACCCUGGCUGCAGUUUCCGGCAGGAGUUGUCUGCCACUUUUCCCUACACCUACACAUUACUGCUGGCCAAUCACCACGGCAUCGCCGAUGGUACCUCAAACAUGUACAUUGUGAACGCAUUCCUCAACGUGUUGGACGACAUGCUCUCCGAUAAGGCCGUCGACGACGCAGUUCAGCUGGGCAGGAUUGAUGCUGGAGAGGAAACCAAAGAUAUAAUUACAACCCGGAUGAUGGAACUGAUGGAGGACGAAGACCAGUACCAGCAGCUACGAGAGAAUAUGAAAAAGUCAAAACAAGAUGAAAAAUUAAUCCCACGUACUUAUCCGAUGGCGAAAGAUCCUGCUUUUAAGAGUCAGAGAGUCCUGCGUGACCUGGACAAGGAGACCUACCAAACCUUCAUCAGCAAGUGCAAAGAAGAGCAAAUUACGUUGAACAGUGGACUACUGGCGGUGUUCAACACAAAGCUCGUUGACUUCGUGUUGGAAGGAGGCCUAGAACAAGACUUUUACAGAAUCCAAGAGCUUCAUGCUGUUAACAUGAGACGUCAUUGGUCAAGUAACACAUCGGGAGCACUGGGUGCUCACAGAAUGAUGAUGAGGAACGUUGUCUCGACGCCUCUUAAUUGGAAGGACCACUUUUGGGACUAUGCCAGAAGCAUCCAUAAAAAUAUCACUAAAAGUCUUCAAGAAAAGUAUGCAGUGACGUGUGAAUUAUUAUUGUUGGGUGGAGGAAAUGUAGAAGAUAUUUUUGCAGAACGAUCAUCACCAGAGUAUGACUAUGCCUCAUUCAACAUGGGUAACAUAGACCAUAUCAUCCUGUCAGAAAGGCAUAAGGUAAGGCUCCAACAUCUUUUCGUGGUUACCUCAUGCUUUACUGAACCUAUGGGACACGUUUCACACCCUGCGAGGACGCCUCAUAUACAGCUUUGUUUACGCCAACGACGUUCUCACUCGGGAUAAAGCUCAGAAAUUUAUGGAUAAGACCUUUGAGAACCUGGUGACAGUGCUGAACAUGUAAGCAGAGCAGUACACUGCUGAUAGAAAACAAAUAUGGUGAUUUACUAUCUCAGAAAUCAUUAGUAUAGCUUGACAGUUGUCAUACUCAGAAGACAAGCCACAAGGUGAUAUGACAAAAGUAU
Molecule: messenger RNA, 1329 nt
Organism: Scylla paramamosain (green mud crab)
Lineage: Eukaryota; Metazoa; Arthropoda; Malacostraca; Decapoda; Portunidae
Exons: 2
Coding region: 17-1150 (377 amino acids)
Source: RefSeq, a predicted model, not a curated record